UUCUCUCUGCAAUUCGAGCAGAUCGUGACGGGCCGCGGAUAUGUGGAGGACGUGCGGCUGUUUCUGGGCACCAUCAUCAUCGCCAUCGCUCUCUUCGCUCAGUUUUACAAGAAGAAGUACCCCGAAAACCGAGAUUUUCUCAUCCUCUGCACCGUCUUGUAUAUAGUCUUCAAUGCGGUGUUGCAGCUCAUCAUAUUCACCAAGGAGAAGAAUGCCAUCCUCUUUACGUAUCCUCCCGCGGAUUCCUUCAUAAGCACUGGAUUGGUGGUCUCUUCCAAAUUGCCAGGAUUCUCUGAUAUGUACACACUUGUGAUAGCAAGUUCAGACCCCAAAUCUAUUUCUGCUAAUCAACCAUUACAGUUCACCAAAAGCGUUACUCAGUGGUUCACCAAGGAUGGAGUUUUGGUGGAGGGUCUCUUCUGGAAAGAUAUCCAAGCGCUAAUAAAUGAAUAUCAGAGAGAACCAAAAAAGAGCAAGUGAUUGGAAACUACAUCAUAUCAUCGUUUAUAAGACUUGAAGCGCAUUGACGGAAUUUUUAACAGUUGGGCUAUUUUGUUAUCUGUGGAUGUUAAAGAGUACUGCUGAAAUGAACGGACAAGGAUUAUCUGCCCUUUCACUUCCGGUGCCUUCCUGUUUGUGUAAUCACGGUCAAGCCACGUCAACAUUUUAUAUUACUAUUUAUUUUUGUCUUAUUAUCUCUAUAAAAAAACAAUAUAAAAUGUUGACGUGGUUUAACCGUUACCACACAAAACAGGAAAACACAGAAGGACACUGGAAGUGGGAAGGUAGACAGUCCUUGUCCGAAAUGAACUCGGGUGGCGAUUCUAAAACUGUUUGUUUAACCUCUUGACUGUGAGUGAAGUGACAAAAAGAAAAGUAAAAGUUGUGUUUCUUAUGAUUAAAGAUGUUAUGCUGAUCUUAUGGUUUAUGCCC
Pyrus x bretschneideri (Chinese white pear) is the source of this 933-nucleotide messenger RNA. Its product is annotated as signal peptidase complex subunit 2-like. Gene Ontology annotation, biological process: protein targeting to ER. The transcript is spliced from 4 exons. Gene Ontology annotation, cellular component: membrane; signal peptidase complex. The annotation marks the transcript as partial. NCBI's taxonomy places the organism in Eukaryota, Viridiplantae, Streptophyta, Magnoliopsida, Rosales, Rosaceae. The record is from RefSeq and is a predicted model, not a curated record.